UUCCUUCUUUUGCAGAGUCAUCACCAUGCGCUUCCUGCACUUGAUCCGCCCGGUCAUGUGCGUGCUGCCCGAAGUGGCGCAGCCUGACCGCAAGAUUCCGUUCCGCGAAAAGGUGCUUUGGUCCGUGAUCGUGCUGUUCAUUUUCUUGGUCUGCUGUCAAAUCCCCCUGUACGGCAUCCAAACGUCUCGGUCAAGCGAUCCCUUGUACUGGAUGCGUGUGAUCUUGGCGUCCAACCGCGGCACGUUGAUGGAGUUGGGGAUCAGUCCCAUUGUCACGUCUGGCCUGGUCAUGCAAAUGCUGUCCGGGUUGAAGAUGAUUGAAGUGGACCAGAGCUUGAAGGAAGAUCGCGCGUUGUUCAGCGGCGCGACCAAGUUGUUUGGGAUCCUCAUCACGGUCGGCCAAGCCAUUGCGUACGUGGCCUCGGGCAUGUACGGUGACAUUGGCGAAAUCGGCGCGGGGAACGCCAUCUUGAUCAUCAUCCAGCUGUUCUUUGCCGGGAUUUUGAUCAUCAUUUUGGACGAACUGCUCCAGAAGGGCUACGGCCUCGGCUCGGGCAUCUCGCUCUUCAUCGCGACCAACAUCUGCGAAAGCAUCGUGUGGAAAGCGUUCAGCCCAACGACCAUCAACACUGGUCGCGGCACGGAGUUUGAAGGCGCAAUCAUCGCCCUCUUCCACUUGCUCAUCACGCGUUCCGACAAGGCCCGCGCGUUGAAGGAAGCGUUCUACCGCCAAAACCUGCCCAACUUGACCAACCUAUUUGCCACGUUGCUCGUGUUCUUCGUCGUCAUUUACUUCCAAGGGUUCCGCGUCGACCUCCCCGUCAAGUACCAAAAAUACCGCGGCCAGCAAGGCACGUUCCCCAUCAAGUUGUUCUACACGUCCAACAUGCCCAUCAUCUUGCAAACCGCGCUCGUGUCCAACUUGUACUUUGUGUCGCAACUGCUGUACAAGCGCUUUGGCGGGUUUAUCCUCGUGCGCAUCCUCGGCACAUGGCAAGACGUUGAAGGCGGUGGCGGGCAGUCGAUCCCUGUCGGCGGGUUGGCGUACUACAUGUCUGCCCCUCAAUCCGCGGCGCAGAUUCUGUACGAUCCCAUCCGCUUCGUCAUCUACGUGGUGUUCAUCCUGGGCUCGUGCGCGCUGUUUUCCAAGACGUGGAUCGAAAUCUCGGGCUCGUCGUCGCGCGAUGUGGCCAAGCAGCUGCGCGAUCAACAGAUGGUCAUGAAGGGCCAUCGCGAUGCUUCCAUCGUGCACGUGUUGAACAAGUACAUUCCCACGGCCGCGGCAUUUGGCGGCAUGUGCAUUGGCGCGUUGUCGUUGGUGGCGGACUUGUUGGGCGCGAUCGGGUCGGGCACGGGCAUCUUGCUGGCAGUGACGAUCAUCUACCAGUACUACGAAACGUUUGCCAAGGAACAAGCGGACGUGCCGUUGGCCAGCAUGUUUGGCUUCAAUUAAGUAUGCAGAAACGACAAGAUGAAGAUAUUCAAGGGGUUUGGUUGCGCUUGGCGUGCGACGAAGACGGCGAGGCUGCGCUGGCAAGGACACAUUUCUACCAAGGACAUUCCCGUACAAGACACAUGACCUGGUGUGUUUGUUGCUCACCUCCACAUUGUACAAUAGUAUAGCUGGAUAGAACCGGAGGACCACAAAUUGGAUCGAUCUGCCGUCAGGACCUCCCCGUUGCGCCUUCCAGCGGCGCGGCGUCGGCGGAUCGAUUCUAGGUGUGCGAGAGAUACUCCAUGUCGGGGUAGUCUCGGUGUCGACGAGCGAGCUAAGAACAACCAAAUCCAAUCCCAUCUUCACUUGUACCUUGUUCCUUGUCACUCCUCGUCGUUGCGUCAUGAGCGCCGCCGCCGAAACCCCGAUAGCGCCACCGCCGUCGGCGAAAAGGGGGUUGGGUCGAAACUGGCAUUUGAACAUGGUGAAACUUGAAAUUCGGCAAUGCCUGUAUAAAUGAAUAAAACGCAGACGUGUAUUGUGAAAAUUAAUACAACGUGUCAUGGCUGG
Aphanomyces astaci is the source of this 2005-nucleotide messenger RNA. RefSeq names its product protein transporter Sec61 subunit alpha isoform 2. Gene Ontology annotation, biological process: post-translational protein targeting to membrane, translocation; SRP-dependent cotranslational protein targeting to membrane, translocation. The transcript has a single exon. The coding region runs from base 26 to 1453 and encodes 475 amino acids. Gene Ontology annotation, cellular component: membrane; Sec61 translocon complex. The record is from RefSeq and is a predicted model, not a curated record. Lineage: Eukaryota; Oomycota; Saprolegniomycetes; Saprolegniales; Verrucalvaceae. Gene Ontology annotation, molecular function: ribosome binding; transmembrane protein transporter activity; signal sequence receptor activity.